UACACUCAGUGACAGGACACAAGUAGAGAAGCCGGGCAGCCAGGAGCUGUCAGGGAGGGCCGGGCUCAGGCUAGUGACGUCACCGCAGUGCGCCGCAUGGUUACGUGGAGGAGAUGGGGGAGAGCUGCGGCGGCCGCUAAUAACACUGCGCAUUGUGUGUGUGCAGGGGCCGGCGUCAUGGAGCCAGAGGACCCGGAGAGGAGGAGAAAGCUGGAGGCCGGCAAAGCCAAGCUUGCCCAGUUCAGACAACGCAAGGGACAGCCAGACAGCCAGUCUUCAGCAAAGAAAACCAAAAAGAAGAAGUCGUCCUCUAGCUCCAAGCAACAGGAUCACCCCGAUGAGGCUUCAGAAGCCGCCUUAUCACAGAGCGAUGACACCCGCUCCCAGGCGGCUCCAAGUGGGGCCAGUACCACUGCUGAGUUCACCAUCAUGAGAACAAUGCCCCAUGGGGAAACUAUUAAACAUGACAAGACGUAUACCAUAGAGCCUGAAAGCGAAGUGUCCACCACUGCUGACGAUUAUAGCUCGGAGGCAGUGGCUGAUCAUUUUCUCCUAUCAUCAGACAGUGCAUCACACACACAUUGGGAGGAAGAGUUUGGGGUCCAGGAGACUUUCUCUGAGCGUGGAAACCAGAGCUCGCUGUCGCGGCUGGAGGUGAUGGAGGAUGAGCUGGCUGGAAAGCGGCAAGAGAUUGAAGAGUUGAACAGGGAACUGGAAGAGAUGAGGGCAGCCUACGGCACCGAAGGACUGCAGCAGCUUCAGGAGUUUGAAAUGGCCAUAAAGCAGAGGGACAGCAUUAUCACCCAGCUGACCACCAAUCUCCAGCAAGCACGGAAGGAGAAGGACGACAUCAUGCGGGAAUUUCUGGAUCUUACAGAACAAAGUCAGAAGCUGAAGAUCCAGUUUCAGCAUCUACAGGCCGGAGAGACCUUGAGGAACACCAGCCACACGAGUACAGCCGCCGAUCUCCUUCACUCUAAGCAACAGCUAUUCACUUACCAGCAGCAGCUAGAGGAGCGGGGUCACCAGCUGCGGCAGUGCCAGAAAGAGAAUGAGGACUUCCAGACCCAGGUCAUCUCUCUGCGAGAACAGAUGCACAUCCUGCACCAGGUACAACAGAAAGAACUUGAAUUAUCUCACAAACAAAAGAUGAAUGAAAAGGAUUUGGAGCUCGAUAGCCUGAAAUCUGCUUUACACAACGAGGAAAUCAAGUGCCUGGAACUGAAAGAGCGAAUUAGUGCAUCUGAGAAAUCUGCCGAUGAGCUGCGGGAACAAUUAACCCAGAAGAUCCAGGAAAUAAAUAGUCUUUGCGACGAGCUGAACAUUUCUAAACAAAAGGAGAGGAGAUCCUCGGAUGAAAUCAAGCAGUUAAUGGGCACCGUAGAAGACCUACAGAAAAAGCACUAUAAAGGCAGUCAGUCGGAGGCAGACCUUGUUCAGCGAAUGGAAUUAGAGACACAAAAGAAACUGGAACAGCUUCAGGCUGAGCUAGACGAGAUUCACGGACAGCAGAUUGUACAAAUGAAGCAGGAGCUGGCCAAGCAGCACGCGCUGGAUAUAGAGAGGCUCCUCGUCCAGCACAGGCAAGAGGUGGACAACGUCAACAGCCAAACAACCAUCCGCGUGACCAACGAUCAAAUAAAUGAACUUAAUGCAGUCAUUAGUGAAUUAAAUGCUAGAUUGCUGCAGUCUGACGAGCAGAGGAUUAAAAUGAAGGAAGAUUUCUCCCAGAGACUAGAGACUGUUUCGUCAGAAAAAUCACAUCUGCAAAGGCAAAUUGAAGAUUUGCUACAGGACUUGAGCUAUGCCAGGGAACAGGUUCAUAGGGUCAAGCAGAGCCUCACUGAAAAGGAGAACAAGCUCAACGAGGCCAGCAGUUUGUUCGUCACAAUCGACAACCUCAAAGCGGAGCUGGCCGCAGCCAAUGAAUCUACCAAAGAAUUGGAAUCGAAACACGAGGCUGAAGUAACCAAUUACAAGAUCAAGCUGGAAAUGCUGGAGAGAGAGAAGGACGCGGUACUGGACCGGAUGGCCGAAUCUCAAGAAGCCGAGUUUGAGAAACUCAGGACACACUUUUUAUUCAGUCAGGAAGAGGAGCUCACUAAACUCCGGGAGGACUUAACGCUUGAGCAUAAGACAAACCUUGAGAACCUGAAGGAUAACUUAGAAGUACAGUACAAACAGCAAAUAGAUCAGAUGCAAGAUGAAAGUAGUCGGACCAUCACUGCCAUGCAGUCAGAAAACGAUAGUUUGAUAACCAAACAGACUAGUCUAAUGCAGGAAAUUUCUACUAUGAAGGACUUAAUGCAAUCUGUCAGAGACCCCAAGUCAGAGGAGCUGAUGAUUCAGGUUAAUGAACUGCAGAAACAGUUGGACUAUUUGAGGAACGAGGAAAAGGAGAAGGGGACAAUUGAGCAAGAAGUUCAGGCUUUGCAGCUGAGAAUUGAGUUCCUGGAGAACGAAGUGAAAGACAAAGACGCCCUCAAUUUAAAGUUGACGGUCCUGGAGGACGACAGUAGACUUCUCAAAGAUAAAAACGAGACUUUGGAGAAUAUCUUGAAAGAGUGCAACACGGAAAUCUGCGAAAACCUUCCCGAACUGGUUCACUCUGGUCACUUCGAUGUUAAAAAUAACAUUGAAUUUCUCAUUUCGGAAAACAAACGACUCCAAAACCUAGAACUUCAGCUGAAAGAGGAGAUUCAGCGGCAGAAAAACACAUUCUCUUUUGCCGAGAAGAAUUUUGAGGUCAACUAUCAUGAACUUCAGGAAGAAUACACCUGUCUGGUAAAGGUGAAAGAGCAGUUAGAAGACAGUAAAUCAAAGCUAGAGAAAGAGUCUAGAAUGCAGUUAGUAGCUGUUAAUGAUGAGCUUGCAAAGUUGAAAGGGGUUUCAGCAGGGGAGGACCAGUUGGGUCCUUCAGAGUCGAUCAAUGCCGAUAAACUAGGUGGUGGAGAAAUUGUUGAGAAGGACACCACUGAAUUAAUGGAAAAACUGGAAAAUGUCCAACGUGAUAAACAAGAACUAUCGGCAAAGCUUUCCAAUCUCAUCGAACAGUUACAGGUAAAGCAAAAUGAAAUCAACCGGCUAAAAGAACAAGUGAAUGCAUUAUGCUUUGAAAGAGACCACGUUCUAUCCGAGAACAUCCAAAAGAGCAAACAAGGCAAUGGUAGUGAGUCUACUGCUAAAGGUGAACAUUUGGUAGACUACAAAGUGAUUUCAGAUGAUAGUCCCCUCUUGCCUUUAUCCCCACAAGUUUACAACGUGUCCAAACAGCCUGAGCUUUCUGUUGUAGAGAGAGACACACAUUUAGAAAGGCUGCAGGAGUUGACUAGUAAACCCGACUCUGGAUCUUCACUGCCAGGGUGCGAUCAACCGGAAAAAGAUGCUCUUACGCAGACACUGGAUAUACUUCAGGAUCAGGAGGCACAGCGUGUCAGUCUCACUCAGACCCCCAAGGCUCAUUUGGAGCAGAUCAGUGAAAGCUUCCAUGCUGAUACGGAGAGCGAGCGUUGUAGCCUCCGAGAUUCGCUGCUCACAGCUCAAGACCAAAGAACACAAGUGCUGCAGGAUGUGCCCCAUCCAGAAUUAGUGCAACACACAGCUGUUGAAGGGGAAACCUGUCAGGUUCUUACAGAAACGUUGAUGAAGAUCAUCAAUAAAGAAUGUGAUCAUAUUAAUCAGAUUCUUUUUGGAAGAUUGACCGAUAAGGAAGAUAAGGCCGAGGGAACACAAAUGUUGGAGGAUGUCGCGCACUUUACAUGUUUGGAACAACACAGAACUGCGGUGCAAACUCUACAUACAAACCUGACAGUACUCCUGGAGAGGUUUUUGAAAGAAUAUAAACAAAUGAGAGAUAUUUCCAGUUGCGUGGAAAAGACAGGGGAUCUCCAUAGUAGAAGAGAAGAUCCAGACAUAACUGGGGUGAGGCAGAUUGUGAUCGAGUCUCAGACCUCAGCACUGAGCCGAUCAGUGAAUCUGCUCUCCUUAGAUGUGCAGGAAUCGGCAUCAGAGGAAGUUGAGAGACUAAAGAUUGAGUUUAGCCAGCAAAGAGCACAGCUUGAAGACAAGCACUCUGAGGAAAUUGAGCACCUGCGAGCGUACUUCCAGCAACAGCUGCAGGAAAAUGAAGAUCGAUUUUCAACAGAGAUAAUCCAUCUGCAGGAGCAGUUUCAGGACGUCACAGAGGGCUCUGUGCAGUUCAGGGAGCUGUGUGAGAAUGAAGCUGGAGUGGGGCUCGGGUUACAGGAAGCUGCCAUAUUUCAGAGCGUUUGUGCUUCAGUUCCUGAUAUGCAGAAGACCGAUGAGGUAGCACAAAUGGGAGAACAUUCAGUAAGGAUGCCCGGUGGUCCAAUUUACCAUCAAUUGCAAACUCUGAGACAAGCGCUGUUUUCAAAGUAUGUAGAAGAGGUGCAUGCCCUGAAGAAGCAGCAUGAAGCAGAGCUGAGUCAGCUAAGAGCAGACCUGACGGAAAAACAUGACCGUGAAAACGCUGCUAUGAAACAGGAGAUCGCUCGCCUGACCAGCGCCAAGCAAGAAAUCCUCAACGGCAGCCUCCAGGCACCGACUCUGGUUACUCGGACAGAGGAGAAGAAUCCUGUUGACUUAAAUCAGUUAUUGGAGGAACGCUACCAUGAGAAAAUUGAGGAAGAAAUUGCACGAGUUAUUGUUGAGAUGACCAUAGCAUUUGCCCAGCAGACUGAGCUGACACGGCUGUCCUCCCAGAAGACUGUAGACAGCAAGGUCCGUGAUAUUGAGGUCACUGACCAGGAUGGACAGAAGUUGGGUGACGAGCAGAGACCAGAGUCGCAGCCCUUGGAAGGGAAACUCCAGGGGGGAAUCCAAUUAAAGGAAAUGCCUGAGAGUGACGAGCAGGAUGUGGAUUUAAUUAUUGCACAGUCCUCAAUUACAGCUUCUAAUGAAAAAGAGAUGACCCCAGAAGGGCGCAAUACAGACCUUGGAAUAGAGGCUCUUUCUAAGGAUAAAACUCUGGUCCUUAAAGAAAAGGACUAUAACCAGUUGGUUGCCAUGGGUGCAGAAAGCGCCAAAUUCAAACAAAUGUAUGAGGAGCGAGUGGAGGAAAUGUCGCAGGAGCUGGUGAGGCAGGAGCAGGAGUACCAGCAAGCGACCGAGGCCUUGAGGCUGGCUCAUACGGCACAGCUGGAGAGACAGAUGUACGACCAGGAACAGCUCCUUGCAGAUCUGCACCAGCUCAGGACACAACUAGCAGAGAAUGCAUCAGCGAUCAGUGAAAAUCAGGUCACGGAGAGAGAGAAGAUAUUGCUGGAGGAGCUGGAGACCAUGAAACAGUCCUGCGCAGAAGCCGCUGGCCGGACGCCUGUCACCACUGUGCAGGAUAGCAGCUCUCAGACACAGCAUGAACCUGAGCCUCAGCCAGAGAGGGAAGAGUGUGAGCAAGAAGAUGGAGAAAGGAAAGUGGAGGACAAGGAGAUCCCUUCAGGUGACGUCAGCUCUGAGAGGAAAAGCCUGAAGAGGGCCAAUAAGCACUUACUGAAGAUUCUUCUGGAAGUAGUGAAGACGACGGGCGCGGUGGAAGAGACCAUAGGGCGGCACGUCCUCAGUCUGCUAGACAAAUCUGGAAGGCGGCAAUCUGUUCCCAAGGUGUCUGUUUGGAGCACCAAGCCGGAGGAGCUACAAGCUGCGUCUGCCGCGGGGGUCACGGUUACUGCAGGUCCUGGUGAUGUGGACAGCGGUGCUGAGGGACAGGAACCAGGUACUCAAUCAGAAGCCGUUGAUGAGGAGGUGGAUGUUCCCCUGCAGCUCACUGAGGGAGACGUGUGUGGGACAGAUAUAAGCCCUGAAGAUGAAGCCCAGAUACUCAACAUCAGCAACCGACUUCAGGCCGCUGUGGAGAAACUGCUGGAGGCCAUUAACGAGACGAGCAAUCAGCUUGAACAUGCCAAAGCGACACAGACCGAGCUGGUGCGGGAAUCCAUCAAGAGGAAGCAGGAGACUACUGACCUGCUCAGAUGCCAGGAAGAGCUUCAAGAAAGACUCAACGAGGAGGCCAGCGCUAGAGAGCACUUGGUCCUGGAACUCAGCAAAGCAGAAGGCCUCCUCGAUGGGUACUCGGACGAGAGAGUCUUUCUUGAAAAGCAACUGCAGGAAAAGAGCGAUCUCAUCCGGCAUCUCGAACAGGAGCUACAAAGUACAGGUAACCGAUUGCAGGAACUGGAGCAGGACCGGCAGCAGAUAGAAGAGGAAAAGGAGCUGCUCUCCCGGCAGAGAGAAGCCCUGAAAGCCGACGCAGCACCAGCUGAGCAGAGCUUAGUAGAAGCUGCAGUCGUUGCAGCUCCCAAAGAAGAGCUGUUAGAAGAGACUGAGAAGCUCUUGAAGGAGAGAAUCGAGGUCCAGCGCCAAGCGGAGAAGGACUCGGGGGAUCUCCACAAACAAGUGAAAGUGCUGGAGGCUGAGCUGGAAGAGCAGGUGAAUCAUUACACGGAACUGGAACAGGAGAAAAAUGCUGAUCUGGUGGAUCUCCGCCAGAAGAACAUCUCCCUGGAGAAACAGCUGGAGAAGACACGCAGGUUCUUAGAUGAACAGGCAGUGGAUCGGGAACACGAGAGAGAUGUGUUCCAACAGGAAAUCCAGAAGCUCGAGCAGCAGCUUAAAAUGCCACAAAGACAUCAACCUGUUAAUGAUCAUCAAAGCAAUGAGGUGGAGAAGCUGGAGAGCAGCCUGAAGGAAAAGACGGACAAGUGCAGUGAGCUUCUACUGUGCAAAGAGCAGCUGCAGCGGGACGUGCUGGAGAGGAAUGAGGAGAUUGAGAAGCUGGAGUGCAGGAUCCGGGAGCUGGAGCAGGCCCUGAUUAUAAGCGCGGACAGUCUGCAGAAGGUGGAGGAGAGAAGGACCUCUAUCGUCCUUGGAGUAAAGGGAGAAAUGCCUCUUGAAGCCCAGCUCCAGGUGGAGCGAGAAGCAAUAGACAGAAAAGAGAAAGAGGUCACAAACCUGGUGGAGCAGCUGGAGCAGUUCAGGGAGGAGCUGGAGAAUAAGAACGAGGAGGUCCAGCAGCUUCAUAUGCAGCUAGAGAUCCAGAGAAAAGAGUCUGCCACCCGGCUGCAAGAGCUGGAGCAGGAGAAUAAAGUUCUACAGGAAGGAAUCGAAAAGACACAACAGGAACAUCAAGAGACCAACUCGUCUAAGCUGCCUCAUUUCAGAGCAGACAAGGUGGAGGAAAUAUUGCUAUCGAAAGACCAGGAGAUCAGUCUACUGAAUGAGCAGAUAGUAAACUCACAGGCACAACUUGAGGCUGCAACAUAUAGCAAGUUGAUUGAGGAGAAAAACGAAAAACUAAAGGAGUACAAGAGCCAGAUUAAAUGCUUGAAAAGUGAUCAGGAACGUUUGAAGAAAAACAGCGAGGAGGAGGUAGAAAAGCUCAAUGAAGUCAUAGAGAAGCUACAAGACGAGUUGUCUCGUAUAGAGCAAAAAGUGCCAGUGGAAGUCACCAGUGCAGAGGACAGGCAGCACCAGUUUGCAGACCUGGCUGACAGGGAAGACCUCUUACAGUCAUUGUCUGGAGAAAGCGAUGUCACUCUCGCCAACACGAAGGAACAAAAGCUUGGUGCCAAUAGAAUGAUGAGCACUACAGUGGCAGAGACUGAGAACAUGUCCAGUAGCCAAAGGGAAAAUGACGUAUCAAGUCCAUCCAGCCAAGUAUCCGUACCUCUGCGGGAAGACGUCCGCAUUGCUAUGCAGGACAUGGAGUCUCAGUUGCAACAGCUGCAGCAGGUUAUUAAAGAAAAAGAUGCAUCUCUGAAACAGUAUUAUGAUCAAGUUAUGACGUUGAAAGAACAGACCCAAGUGAUACAAGAGUUGAACGAGAUAAUCGGGAGGCUUCAGCUGAAACUAGCAGACAAAGACAAUAAAAUAUGUGAAGUCGAUUGUUCUAAACACCAGAUUAAUUCUGUGAGCAGAGAAAAAUUAAUAAUUCCAAGAAUUGAAAUAUGUGACACCGAUGUGACCCCCUUGAACAGUAAGCUGGAGUCAACUAAGGCCGAACUAGAACAAUUAGAGAGAGAGCUGGAAAACAUUAGGAAUUCUUCAGAAAACAUUGCAGUUAAUAAGGUUGCUGCAAUCAAAUCAGAGGACAAGAUUGAUGCAUGUUAUACAGUUAGCACAGAGAAGCUGACGGAGGCUUUGAGAGAAAAAACAGCACAGCACUUGGCAAUUGAAGCCUUACUGGCAUCGGUGCAGGAGGCUUCUGAGAGCACAAUACAUCGUCUGGAGAGUCAGUUGCAAGAUCUCCAGAAAACUGUACAAGACAAGGACUCGCAACUGCUGCAACUUGCAAGCUCCACACACCUGCUUGAAAACCAAGAGAUAGAACGUCUGAAUGCCAUGAUCAGAACUUUACAGCAGGAUUUAGCAGACUUCAAGCAAAAAGGCUUGGUGGAUCCUAAUGUUGAGUCAAUGGAUAGAGAAAGUCAAACCUUAAUGGAAAGCAACAAGUCAUUGCUGCAGAAGGUAGAGGGGCAUGAAGGGGAAGCAAUACGAGCUGUGGCUGAGCUUGAGGAGACAAAAAUGGAGCUGACUGUAUUGAAAGAAGAGCUGGAAAAACUGAGGGAGGCUCAAAAACAUAUUGGCGUAAGUGAGGACAGCGAUUCUGGAAAAAGUGCAACUGCCAAAGAAGGGAUUCUAGUGACCAAUCUAAAAGAAACCUUGCUUGAAGAGACUGCACAGGCAUUAGUCAACCAAGCUAUGGUCACCGCCAUGGAAGAGACCACUUUGAAAACUUUCCGGAAUAUGGAGUUACAGUUGCAAGACCUUCAAAACGUCAUCCAGCAGAAGGAUUCAGUAUUGCUGCAGUAUGUGAACCAGAAAGACUUGCUCAUCCAGCAGACAGAGGAGGUCGAGCGGCUGAAUGAGGUGAUCCGAACACUCAAGCAGGAAUUCUCAGAAGUAGGGCGUAAAGUCUCAAUAAAUUCCGAGGUUGAGACAAAGGCUAGAGAAAGCGUCACAAGCCAUGAGGGAGUAUUAAUAGAAAACCAGGAGUUUUUGGUACAGAAAGCAGAAUUAGAUGGUGGUGAGGCCAUGCAAGCAAAGGCAGAGCUUGAGGAGGCAAGAAUAGAGCUUACUCAUUUGAAAGAAGAGUUGGAAAAACUGAGAGAGUCUCAGAAACACAUCAAUGUAACGGAACAAAAUGCAUCCAGUGACCGUGAAACCACCAAAGAGGGACUAAAGGCAGCCCAUCUGGAAGAAGCAUUGAUCGAAAAGACCUCCGAGCUCUUAGCAAGUCAAGCAAUGAUUACUUCUCUGGAAGACGCCACCCAAGCUGCUAUCCACAAUAUGGAGUCACAAUUACAACAACUUCAAAAAGAGAUUCAGGUGAAGGAUUUAGAGUUGCUGCAGUAUGUCAAUCAGCAAAACCUGCUCAACCAGCAAGUGAAGGAGAUCGAGCGACUGAAUGGUGUGAUUGAAACUCUCUGCCAAAAAUCACGCGAAGCGGGGCAGUGGACCUCCAUAGAGAAAUCAGAAAGUAGCUCACAUCAGCUUAUAGCUCAGUGGCCAGAGACGUUAGCCCAGCACAUGAAUGGUAAUACAGCAGAUACCGCCAAUACAUUGGAGGCCAAAACAGGGGUCAACUGUUUGAAAGAAGAGCCAGGACAGAUGCAAAGGACAUUUCUUGCACAAGACGCUGGUCAAAGCGAAUCUAGUAGAUAUGCCACACUUGUCACACAGAGUACUGUCCUUGGUGACCGUGUGGAUAAAGUAUUGGGAGAGAAGACUGAAAACCAAGUUUUAGUUCCCUCUGUCCAAGAGACCAUGCAGAGUACAAUAGACAGCAUGGAAUCUCAGUUGCAGGAACUUCGUAAAGUUAUUAAAGAGAAAGAAUUGGACAUUUUGCUGAAUUCAGAAGAGAUUGAGACUCUCAAAGAUCAGUUAAAGGUGGAAAGUGAUCAUCAUAGUCAGAUUAUGUUGGACAUGGAGGACACACUCAGGGAAAAAGUGGCUGCAGCUCUCGUGAGUGAAGCCCAACUGAAAGCCUUUCAAGUGCACGCCAAACAGGUGCGUGAAGACGAUAGGUCCUGCAUCCUGGAGAAAGAAUCCACAGCAUUGCAGGCAAUUGUGUCUGAACACUCCAUGGAGGAGGGAGCAGAGCCAGAUGUGACUGUACUGACUUUAAGACUGCUAGAGCUGGAGAAGCAGCUGUCUGACCUCCAUGAGCAGCUGGAAGAAGAACGGGAUCUGGUCAACAUCGCAAACCAACAGGUAGCUGAGAAAGAGCAACAACUCUACGAACUGCAACAAGUCUUGGACAGCACAGGGGGGAAGCAAGAUAUGGACUGGGCACAAAGUCAUGUGGAAAAUGUAGAUUCUGCAAUAUCACAGGGAAAUUAUGAUGAAUCUUAUAGCACCGUGAUUGAUCUGGAGCGCAAGGUCCAAAUAAUUGAAGCAGAAGGAAGAGUAACCAAAGAAGAACUGAAUCAUUACAGAGAGAUGACAGAAACACUUAGACAGGAGCUGACGGUAAAAGAAUCCAGUUUAGCCCAUCUUGAGGAAGACCUUCAAGAGCUGAAGAAAUGUUUUGCCCACGCUGAGGAGAAAUUGGCCUUUUACAUGCAAAGGGAACUUCAGCAGCUGCAACAACAAAGCACGUCUGGUAUAGACUCCACGGACAGUGUUAGGAGCACAGAUUGGACUUCCUCUGACAAGACAACCUCAUCAUCGCAGACUGAUAAGGUUUCAAGUGUUAACAACAGCAACCAGACCUCCCAUGUUCACCAGAAGCACAUAGGAGUGCAGAAUGAACUGGGGGUCACACAACUGGGCAACAGCUCUGACCAGGUGGCUGAAUUAAUGGAGCGCUAUUCAGAUAAGAUCGGCCAAAUGCAGGAGCUCCACGCGGCGGAGAUACUAGACAUGGAGGCCCGGCACAUUAGUGAGGCGGACUCUUUGAGGAGAGAUCAGUACGCUGUGGUCCAGGCUCUUACUGAGGAGUGCGACGCCUUGAAAGCCGUAAUUGAAGCCUUGAAAACCUCAGCAGGUGGUGCGCCGGAUUCUGCACUGUCUACAUCAUUUCACUUCACAGACGCUGCCUCUAGUGAGUGUGAUUGGAGCCAGGGAACAUACGAUGUACAGAGCUUUGACCAGCUCCCAGGGCUGACAGCAGAGGGCGACAUUCCAACAGAGUUAAUUCCGAGCCAGAUCAAGGACUUGUUGAGGGCCGUCCAUCAGGAGGGAAUGCAAGUUUUGUCGCUGACCGAAGCCGCCAGCCCCGAUAAAGAGACCUCUUUCCCUGUGAACGCACAGUCCUGGCAUCGGGAAAGAAAAGCUUUACUAGAGACCAUUGGUUCCCUGAAAGCCUUGAUCAGGAAAAUACAGGUCCACAAGGAGUCUGAGCCUCAUACACGGUCAGAUAUUCAUGACCUGACCCCGGACUGGAGGGGAGAGCUGCUGAGGGCGAUACAGGAAGUCUUCUGCAGAGAGCAGGAUGUGCUGAUGUCAGCUUUCCAUACGCAGCUGACCGCACUGGCCAACUGCAAUGCACCUGCGCUACUGAACCAAAUGCAGCACAGGCUACAGGAGCAGGGGAUGGAGCAAAUAAAUGCCAUGGACUGCAUACAGAAUGCUGACCGGCGGAGUUUGUUGCUUGAAAUUCAGGAUCUGCGAGCCCAGCUGACAAACUUGCAGAGUGAUGCUGAAGUCAGUCCAAUAUUUCAUGCAAACACUGAAGCAGGGGGCGCACAGCACAUUCAGCAGGAUCAGCCCUCACACUCGCAAGAAAUUCACUUACAGCUCAACAGUCUGAGUGCAAAAGCCGCCGAGCUGCAGGAACAGCUGGCCUCCGAGAGGCUCUCGUCAGCCGAAGUCAAGAACGAACUUGCGCUAACCAAGAUGGAGCUGGAAUCUGCGCUCAAACUGCAGCACAAGCACUUUAAAGAACUGGAGUCUGUCAGGUCGGAGGCCAAGAAGAAAAGGGAGGAACUGGACAGUAUUAGUGAUGCAUUAGCAAAUGAACAAAAGAAGAGCAGAGAGUUCCAGUGGUCUCUGGAGAAGGAGAAGACAAAGAGGGAACGCAAUGAGCAGCGACAAAAGGAAGAGCUGGAGGAUCUUCAAAUACUUUUAGAGGACCAGAAGGCCAAGAAUCUGGAGAUCAGCAAGCGUUUGGAAGAGGAAGAGCAGCUGGUUAAGGAACUCCAAGAGCAGAUAGCAUCCAGGGAGAAUCUGCAUGAAGCUAAGCUAUCCCAAGAGCGAAGCAAAGUAUCAGAGCUUCAGGCUUUUCUGGAUGCCGAAAAGACUCACUCUAGUGAACUGGCUAAUGCUCUGGAAUGCAAGCAAGGCUUAGAUGCAAAUGUGCAGAGCUCGGACGGAAAUGGACAAUCAGAAGCGCACAAACUGAGUGAGGACUUGCUGAGGGAACUACAGGGCCAGCUAGAUAGUAAACAUAGUCGUAUAGUGGAGUUGGUGAGCGAUGUGGAGAGCCAUAAACUGGAGUGUGUUCAACUGAGGCAGAGCUUAGAAGAGCAGAGGCAAAGCCUACAGAAAGAGUUAGAGGCCGAGCAAGAGGCUGCAAAGCUGGCUGAGACUCAGCUAGAGGAAUUGAUGGCCACGGUGGAAGGUCUUCAGCAGCAGAUACAGGAGAGAGACAUUGAGGUCCGAAGGCACCAGACAGAGGGGAAGCAGCUAAAGGAGACCAUCCAGAGACUUCAGAGCACUGCACAUGAAAGGGUCAAAGAAAGUGGUUCUGAAAGAAGAGAACGUCCAGAAAUAUCUACUCCAAGUAAAAUCCCAGCAAGAAAUGACGUCCAGCUGCAGGCUGGGGACGCCCCAAAUGUUUUGUGCCCUGAUCCUCUGAGUGUGCCGGAUGGUGGACGUGAUACAGAUGAGGCGUCUUUCAGCCUAGACGGCGUCAGGCGGAGGCUGCGACAGGUGUCCGUUAAACUGAGAAAGCUGGCAGCCAAAGCCAGUCAGAGGGUACUGUUUGAGGGUGCAGAUGACGACGCAUUUGCCUGGUCCCAAAACAGCAUUCAAGAUGUUCUGUCUCAGCUCGAGCACGUAGCCAUGUUGUCACUCCAAGGACAGAACUUGGUGCUACCACCAGGAUUACCGGCCAACACGCUCACCGAGAAGCUGCUGACUCAGAAUGCUGAACUGACCGGCUACGUCAGCAGACUGACUGGGGAGAAGAACGAUCUGCAGAACGCCUUACUCAGACUGGAGGGUGAGGUCUCUCGCCAUAGAGCCAAAGGAUCAUCUGGAGACUAUUCUGCCCAGGAUAACACAGUGACCAUGGAAGCGUUUGCAGCAGAGAGAGAAGCGUGGAACAGAGAGAAGCUGAAUCUGCACAAGUCCCUGAAACAGACAGAGGCCGAGCUGUCCAAAGUAAAAGUGGAGCUGCGGAAUGAAGCCAUACAGAGGGAUCUAGGACGGGACACAGAGAAUGUAGCCCUGAAGAGAGUGUAUGGCAAAUACCUGAGGUCGGAGAGCUUCAGGAAAGCCCUGGUGUACCAGAAGAAAUACCUGCUGCUGUUACUCGGCGGGUUCCAGGAGUGUGAGGAAGCCACUCUGGCUCUCAUUGCCCGGAUGGGUGGCCGUCCGUCCUACACUGACCUAGAAGUUGUCACAAAGCAUUCUAGAGCCUUCACCCGCUUCCGUUCUACUGCCCGAGUGGCAAUAGCCAUUUCCAGGAUGAAAUUUCUGGUGCGGCGCUGGCAACGAGCUACUAGUCCCGGCACAGGCGGUGUGAACCGAAAUGGUUUUGGACAAAACAUAGGUAAUGAGGUGAGGACGGACUCGCCGUAUCAUCCGGCCGGCAGUGUUGAUUUGUACGGGGAGCAGAGGCUUUCUUCAUGUCGGUCACGAUCAGGCUUCGAUUCCCCACAGUCCACUGUGAAUUCCCAACAUAGGUAUAUUUCAUCGGAACUGAGUCCCUGCUCCCAUCUUCAGCAUUAUGAUCCCGACAGGGCAUUAACAGACUACAUAGCCCGGCUGGAGGCCUUGCAGAAAAGACUAGGGAGUGUGCCGUCAGGGUCAAGUGCAAACAACACAACACACUGCGGCAUUAGAAGAUAAUGUCCUUGCAAUACUUGAAUUGCCUUCUGUAAGACUGCUGCUUCUGUUCACACGUAUUGUGUAUGUUGUGGGACCAACAUCCGCCCCGUAGAACAAUCGGAUACAGCAAAGCCGCAUCGAGCAUUCUGACAUUUCUGUAUAUCCGCUUUCUGUGUUUUAUUUUGUUUUUUGUUUUAUUUUUGUUUUUUUUAAAUCAGCUGUCAAUGACCUGUACAUUUUGUGGAUUUCUAAUUUAAAUGAUUAACUUAUACGUAUUUAUCAAGAGGGUGAAAGGAACUUUUAUGUAUUAUGGAACAGGAGGCCUUGCUUGGAGGCUGAAAUUGAGACUGUCUUGUCCGAAUAUUUGCUACUGGCAUUGCAAAAGAUAUCCUAUGUAGAGAACUAUUUUUGUAAUGGUAGAAGUUUUGAAUUUUAUGGGUAUUUUGUCAAAGUACUGAAAUAAAUUUCAUCAAUUUCAACAA
This is a messenger RNA of Pseudophryne corroboree (corroboree frog), 14492 nucleotides long. RefSeq names its product A-kinase anchoring protein 9 (gene AKAP9). The record is from RefSeq and is a predicted model, not a curated record. Gene Ontology annotation, cellular component: cis-Golgi network; centrosome; Golgi stack. Bases 97 to 14031 code for a protein of 4644 amino acids. Gene Ontology annotation, molecular function: molecular adaptor activity; protein kinase A regulatory subunit binding; potassium channel regulator activity. NCBI's taxonomy places the organism in Eukaryota, Metazoa, Chordata, Amphibia, Anura, Myobatrachidae. Gene Ontology annotation, biological process: regulation of ventricular cardiac muscle cell membrane repolarization; signal transduction; maintenance of centrosome location. The transcript has 51 exons.